Molecule: messenger RNA, 1092 nt
Organism: Mya arenaria
Lineage: Eukaryota; Metazoa; Mollusca; Bivalvia; Myida; Myidae
Exons: 4
Coding region: 1-723 (240 amino acids)
Source: RefSeq, a predicted model, not a curated record
AUGCACCGGGCGACCGAGAGACGAUGGGUGAACUUCUUCCUCUUCAUGUUGGUGUCGGCGGUGGUAUUUCAGCUGCUAGGCUUUGUGUUACCCAACUGGCUGCGCGCACAUUUCAUGUGGAGUCGGAGGCGAGCGGCUCAGGACUACGCGCUAUGGUACGUGACGCAGUGUGAGGGCGUCAACUGGACGUGCACCAUUCGUUCCUAUCACCGCCUGUACGACUGGACCCGCGGAAAGUACAUCUUUGACGGCAUAGAGCUCUUGCUGGAUGCAGAUAUAGUGGCAUCAGCCCAGGUGCUUUACACGUUGGGUCUGUUGCUCCUCCUGGUGGCAUUCCUGCCCCUUACGGUGCGCCGAAGGCUAAUCGUCUCCAAGCGCACCAAAGCCGACCCCGCCAACUACGGUCUUCUUACAGUCGCUGGUUUCGCUUUCUUCUCCGGCCUAUUUGUGAUGAUUGCCGCCGGAAAAAUGGGUACAGCGAGUGUAGAGCACCGGAACGGACGUGGCGCACCUGUCGCCCUGGGGUUUGCUGCCGCAGGUGGAGCCAUCGCUCUCAUGACAGGCAUAUUCGUCCUAAUGCGGGUGUUCCUGAAGGGCUACUGUCCUGACUGCACACCGGUGUCACGUGACAUAGACAUGCACGAAACAACCAAUCAGGUGGAUGUAAUGGUGUCAACGGAAAAAACGGAUGUCCUCCGUCGCCAAAGCGACCCGAUUCCGUAGACAUCCAAGUUACUUAAGAACUUCAAGGCACGGUGCAAACCAUGGAAAAGGAUAAACAAGAUACACAAGAUUACCACAGUUCAAUAGCAAAUACUUGGAAAACGAGACGUGUACUUAGCCAAGCCUACUCUGUUCAUAUGAACUUUUAUAUUCCAUAUUUAACGGAUACCUACAUAUAAUACAUACUUUGCCUUUACAUGUAUAUAGGCUAUGUCAUGUAAUCAGAAAAAACAAGAAGACCGUGCGUUUUUCUCUACGAAAUUUCAAUAUCAGAAACCGCAGACAUUUAUAUUCAUCGAUUUGUCGCAGGGAGGAGGACUGAUGUUUAAGUAAUGAGAAGGAAAUCCUAUCGUAAGACGGAGGAUUAGA